AUGCCGCUGACAGAAGAGCAAAUCAAUAUCAUCAAGGCCACCGUUCCCGUGGUUCAGGAACAUGGAAACACGAUCACGUCUGUGUUCUACAAGAACAUGCUCCACGAAAACCCGGAGCUGAACAACUAUUUUAAUACAACAAACCAACUCAAUGGCCACCAGCAAGGCGCACUGGCCCGGGCUCUCUAUGCUUAUGCCGCGAACAUCGAUAACCUCGCAGUCCUAGGGCCUGCCGUGGAGACAAUCACCCACAAGCAUGCAUCUUUGCAUAUCCUACCAGAGCACUACAAAGUUGUGGGCACUUAUCUUCUUGCCGCGAUGAAGGAAGUGCUCGGUGAUGCUCUCACACCUGACAUUCACGACGCAUGGGCUGCCGCAUACUGGCAGCUGGCUGAUCUGUUCAUCGCCAAAGAAGACACCCUUUACAAGCAAUCCGAAGGCUGGACGGAUUGGCGAGAAUUUACCAUAGACAAGAAAUUUCCCGAGUCCGACCAGAUUACUUCAUUUUACUUGAAGCCCGUGGAUGGCAAGCCGCUUCCUAGCUUCCACCCUGGGCAGUAUAUCUCCGUGCGGACAAAUGUGCCUGCCUUGAAAUACCUGCAGGCGAGACAGUACUCACUCAGUGACAAGCCCUCACCUGAUUACUAUCGUAUCAGCGUCAAGAAAGAGACUGGUCUUGAUCCCAAACACCCAGAUGCCAAGUACAACCCCGGAUGCAUCUCCAACAUCCUGCACGACAGCAAAAAGGAGGGCGACGUCAUCCAGGUUUCUCAUCCGCAUGGCGAUUUCUUCCUUGUCGAUGCAGAAUCGACUUCACCCAUUGUCUUGAUUGCAGCUGGUGUCGGCCUGACUCCUCUCACUUCAAUGUUGAACACGGUUACUUCAGGUUCGAAUGCAGACCAACGCAAGAUUCACUUUAUUCACAGCGCACGACAGGCCAAGUCGCGAGCAUUCAAGGAUCAUGUUCUAUCCUUGUCGAAGCAGCACCCAUCACUGCAAGUCACAUUCUUCAAUACUUCGCCAUCCGCGGAAGAGAAAGAAGGAGAAGAUUUCCACCACAAGGGGCCCAUUGUCAUCGACUCUCUUGCAAAGAACGGCCAGCUAUUCCUCGAUGAUGCCACAACGCAAUAUUAUAUCUGUGGCCCUGCCGCUUUCAUGACCUCCAUGGUCAAAUCGUUGGCAGAACAGGGAGUCGCCGCUGACCGAGUCCACAUGGAGCUUUUCGGCACGGGUGGCGUUCCCACGGCGUGA
Molecule: messenger RNA, 1251 nt
Organism: Talaromyces atroroseus
Lineage: Eukaryota; Fungi; Ascomycota; Eurotiomycetes; Eurotiales; Trichocomaceae
Exons: 1
Coding region: 1-1251 (416 amino acids)
Biological process (GO): cellular response to nitrosative stress; nitric oxide catabolic process
Cellular component (GO): intracellular anatomical structure
Molecular function (GO): oxygen binding; nitric oxide dioxygenase [NAD(P)H] activity; heme binding
Source: RefSeq, a predicted model, not a curated record